This is a messenger RNA of Acinonyx jubatus (cheetah), 7159 nucleotides long. RefSeq names its product T cell immunoreceptor with Ig and ITIM domains (gene TIGIT). The transcript has 4 exons. NCBI's taxonomy places the organism in Eukaryota, Metazoa, Chordata, Mammalia, Carnivora, Felidae. The record is from RefSeq and is a predicted model, not a curated record. Gene Ontology annotation, biological process: negative regulation of interleukin-12 production; negative regulation of T cell activation; positive regulation of interleukin-10 production. The coding region runs from base 1701 to 2453 and encodes 250 amino acids. Gene Ontology annotation, cellular component: cell surface. Gene Ontology annotation, molecular function: signaling receptor binding.
ACUUAGUCUAAGUUUCUUGGGGUUUCUUAUUAUAUAAGAUAGAUCCUACCUCUAUGGCUUUCACCCAUCCUACUGUGGAAACCCAGGCUGUAAAUUUUUUAUAACCCAAACUCCAGUGUCCCCCUCUCUGUGCUCUAAUUUCCACUACUUGCUCUCAGCUCUCCCACCCUGGGCUUCUCUGCCUGGAUAGCCGGUUUUGGAAACACUCUGCCUGUUCAACUUCUGAACCCUCCCUUGGACACACAUUAGGUAUUACAACUUCCUCAGCUUCAGGCACUGUGACUGUUGAAAGGAGAUUGGAAGAGAUGUCUCUCCAUGUGAGCCUUGAAGCUGAGUUAGGGCAGAGAGAAGUUGAUGAGGCAUAUGUUGUCUAAGAGGCUGGAGGUGGGCUAUGGGGCUAUGGUGCAUGGGUCAUGGUACCCAGUUAGGAAUGGGUGGAACCCAGGGAAGACAGAAAGUGGUUUGAGAUGGAGCAUCCUGUGGGGGAGAAGGGGAACAGGAGGACAGGAGCGUGGACAGUGUGGAACACUCAGGUUGCUUCUCUGGAGUGGAGGGGCACAGCACCAGGCUUUAGAUGUUCCUCCUGGUGGAACAGCAGAUUUUCAGGAUGUGCACCAUGAAACAUGCCCAAGGUAGCAGAGGUGAGCCCUAGAGGCAGGUGAACAGAGACCCUCCACCUCCUUCGCCCAGAGUGUAGCUUCACUGGAGAGCAAGCUUUGAGUAUCUGAAGGCAGGGGCUGUGAUUAUUCAUCCUGUGUUCCCAGAGCUUGGUGCUGAGUCUGGUGUUUCAUAGGCUCUUUGGACUCUCAAGUGAAUAAAAGAACAGAGGGAAGGAAGGAAGAAGGAUGGGUCAACAGUACAACUUGAUAAUGAGCUGGAAACUCCAGAUGAGUAUUGAUCAGCUCCUUUCCAGGGUCAGGUAAUUGGGGCUCAUCAAUCCUCUGCACUAGUGAUUUUCAUGGGCAGGGGAUGGGGGGUCACCAGUCAUAAGAAAACUCCCUCUUCUGGUCUCCUCUGACUCUGCUGGGUUAGAGAAACUAAGCCAGAGUUCAACAAAAUCUCAGUCCAGAUAGACGAGACAGAAGAAAUCAGAUUCAAGAAGAGGACCUUAUUUAAAGGAAAGUUGUUCUGUUGUCUGAGACUUUUUGUCCUGCCCACAUCUAGUCUCUGAAGUAAAUGCAUCUUGUUCACUGGCUCAUUAGAUUUCAAGCGCAAGUCUUGGUCUGUAAAGUGUGCAAACUUAGAUUUCUCUUAAUGGGUGCACAUUUUUUAGUAGGAUGAAGCCAGGGGAGCCCAGUGACCUCCACAGGCUCUUCAGAAUCUUGGGCGUUACCAGAUACACAGGGCCCUUGAGCUUGUUAGACAAAGGCUGAUACAAAACAAGUGCAUCAAGACAGAAUUUAAAAACAGCAGAUUAACUAAUAGUAACCCAAAGACCAAUGCGUCUGUAACCACAUUUUUGUUUAUUUUUUAGUGUGUUUCCUUCAUGGUCUUUCUUGUGGCUCACCCUAUGCAGUUUGUGUACUUGUUGAGAGCUUUUUUUUUUUUAAUCUGUCUCUGACAUUGUUUCUGCUGAACUCAGUUUUUCCGAGACCCUCUCUCCUCAUAGGCUCAGUUUUGGCCUGCCAGCCACAGUCCUCCAGUUUCCGUGGUAGAAGAGGCCUAGGCUGCUUCCUGUGGGCCCCCCGCUGGGCAGAAGCAUGCAGUGGUAUCUCCUCCUGAUUUGGGCACAGGGGCUGAGGCAGGCUCCCCUCCCCACCUCAGGAGCCGUGUCAGGCAGGAUAGUAACAAUGGGGAACGUUUCUGCAGAGGAAGGUGGCUCUGUCACCUUGCAAUGUCGCCUCUCCUCUACCACUGCCAAAGUGACACAGGUCAACUGGGAGCAGCAGGACCAACUUCUGGCCGUUCAUCAUGCUAACCUGGGGUGGUACCUCUGCCCAGCCUUCAGGGAGCGAGUGGUCCCUGGCCCCAACCUGGGCCUCACCCUGCAGUCGCUGACCAGGAAUGAUACAGGGGAAUACUUUUGUACCUAUCACACCUACCCCGAUGGGAUAUACAGAGGGACACUCUUUCUGGAGGUCCUACAAAGCUCAGUGGCUGAGCGCAGCGCUGGGUUCCAGAUCCCACUGCUUGGAGCCAUGGCCAUAGUGCUGGCAGUCAUCUGCAUGGCAGUCAUCGUGGUGGUCACAUUGACCAGAAAGUUUGUUUGUUUUCAGAAGAAAUCUCUCAGAGCCCAUUCUUCGGAAAGUGGCCUCAGGAGAAUGCCUCGUGAACAGGAGGGAUGGAGUGCCGGCGUUCUGUCAUCUGCUGGAAGCUGCAUCCAGGCAGAGGCUGUGCCCGUGGUCUUCUGCACAGAGCGGAGGGGAGAUGACUGUGCCGAGCCACAUGAAUACUUCAACGUCCUGAGUUACAGGAGCCUUGGAAGCUUCAGCUUCCCAGCAGAGACCAGUUAGCUCCCAGAGGCAUCGUCUGGGAGAUACACUCCUGUCUCUGCUAUUACAGGUGGAUGAUGUACAAGGGUCUGCAGUCUCCAUUAUUGUAAUUGCGUGUGUGGGUGUGUAUGUUCAGUUGAGUGAAUGAAUGUCAUUCUCUUCUCUACAUCUCCUCUGCCUUUCCCUUCCCUGGUGGCAGACCCAGAGUGAACAGCUUGUGUCUUGAUUAUGAAUGCAAAGUUAAAAAAAAAAAUAACUUGACCUGGUUUGAGCGGAUCUUAUGGCUCUGAGAAAUGCAUUCCCAACAGGAGCACUGGGCAGGGCUUUGGGCUGUAGUUUUGUGAUGGAUGAUGAUGAUGAUAUGAUCAUCUCAUUUGUCAUGGUCAUUUUCAUCAACAUUCACAUAUUCAAGGCAUUUUAUGAACAAAGCAUGACAUGGGCAUUGGCUUCCAUGGGGCGAUUUGGGCAUGACUAACCCACCCUCUCAGGUCUCAGCCUUUAUAAACCUUAAAGUUAAAUGGGGUGAUGACAUUUGCAUUAAAGGUAGUAAGAAGACAGGGAGACAAGACAUGCGUCUUUGGGAAGAGAUGUGGUACAGGCUGAGGUGGUCAGGAUAGGCUUUGUCUGGGGCAAAGUCCUGGGAGGAUGGAAGGAACAGUGAGGCUUAUGUGGUCAGAGCAGGAAUUUUGUCCAGGGAGGUCAGAGAAACCGAACAGAACUACUGAAAUUCCCACAUGGAAGAUCCUGGCACCAAGGGAGCCAACAGGGCUUCAGAUUUUACUCCCUGAGAAGCUAAUUCAAGUCUCCUUUUGCUGGGUGUGCUUGGAGUCCAGGGAUGGGCUGCAGCAGGGGACCCCAGGUCUUCCAGCUGCCUGCUGGGGGGGCUGCAGCUUAGCCCCUGGGCAGGAUCCACCUUUUCUCUGUCAACCCACCACGGAGCCUGUGAGGAAAGAAUCUGUGUCCACCAAAAGGACAACCUGGAUUUUUAAAACAGGGACUCUUCCUAGGGGGGAGAAAAAAGAGUGAUUGAGGGUUUAAAAAUGAACACCCUCCCACUAGCUGCUCUGAACCCUUAAAUUCACCCUCUGACCUCUUUGUGCUGGGCUUUGGGUGGCAUCUAAGUGCGAGUUUCUGUUUAGCUGACAAUCAGGACUUUAUCCUGCCAUCACCUCUCUUAUAGGAUUGAGGAGGAAUGCUGGGCACGGAGGUGACAGAUUUUCUUUCAUGGGCACAGGAAAUGAGAGAGGAUGUGAAGCAAGGCUGUCAUUUGCCAACAGCUGAAGUGAAGUAUUGCUCUGCUCCCUAAGUAGGCAGGCUGAGCAAGAAGAAAAUUCAACUCCUACUCCUUGGAUUUGUAUUUUUAUUUUUCUCGCUUCUCUACCAAAUAGGUAUGUACUUAGGAGCAAUGAGCCCAAAUCUGUCCGGAGUGCUGAGUCCUUUGGAAGACAGACAGAUGCAUGUCAAAUGCUGUUCUGGGCCAUGGCAGCCCAGCACAUUCUUCUUGCCGAACUAGUGCAAACGGCUUGGGAGUAGAAUACCAUUCACGAAUUGGAAAUGAACUAAAACGUACUGACAAAAGGGAGCUACAGUUUGCUUUGGAGGAGACAUAUAUUGAGGUCAAGGCUGGACUGAGUGUUGGGUGUUAUUUAACAUGAUUAUAGUGACAGGGAAAUAUCUACAAAUACCAUUUGGAUGGAGAUAAAAAUACAAAAGAACCCAUAGAUGCUAUAAAUGGGCCAGGUUGCUAAAAUGAGAUUGAAUUAGACAGAAAAUAAAUUUUCAAGUGGAAUCCACUGAACUAGAUUUUCCUUGGAGAACCAGAGAAGACAAUUCCCUAAAAGCCAGAUUCCUGGACAGGUGUCCUGUCCGGUGUGGUAGCCAUUCUCCACAGGUAGCUGUCGAGCAGGUGAGAUGUCAUAGUCUGAAUUGAGAUGUACUGUGCUGUAAGUAUAAAAUGCACACUAGAUUUUGAAGGCUGGUUGUGUGUAAUAAAAACAAACUAUCACGUUAGUAAUCUAAACAUAUUGAUGACAUGUCAGAAUGAUAGGAUUUUGGAUAUUUUGGAUUAAAAUAUGUUAUUAAAAUUAAUUUCACCUGUUUCUUUUUAAUUUCUUAAUAUGGCUACCGGAAAAUCUAAAAUUGCAUAUGUGGCUCCCAUUAUAUCUUGAUUGGGCCAUGCAGCACUAGACUCUGGACCUGAGCACAGCUGGUACCAGGGAAGGGUGUCCAUCACUGAUUGGUGGUCUCUCUCUUUUGCUCUCAUUCAACAUAGGGUUUGAGGAGACUUUCUCCUCUUAUUAUGUCUUUUGAGAAACACAUAGGAGAGGAUUAUAGGGGAGAUGGAGUUAGGAGAUUAUUAAGUGCAGACAGGAAGUGGUCCUAAGCUCUCUUGGAUCCCCUCUUGGAUUUCAUGAUAGGAGAAGGGAAGAUAAAUGAAUUAAAGAAUGAGAGUUUGGGGAAGAAUAAAUGUACUGGCUCCCGACCCUUAGAAUUACUCCACAUUCUAAGCCUGGGCACGUACAGUCUGAUCUCUAAUCCAAAGAACUAUCCCGAACAAAUAUGAGAAAUUUUGAGUCAUAGAGCUUUGAGGUAGGUGAUCUUCAUAGUAGAUAGAGUUUUCUCAAGCAGUUUUAUUUCAUGACUCAUUCCUUCUCACCUGUCAGCCCCUGGGGAUGAAUCAUCACGCACUCAGGUUCAUACGGAUUCCAUCAGUGCUGAAGCUAGACAGACAGGGUGGCUGUGUGCUGUGUGCAAAUGGCAGCAUUCUGGUGGGCACGCCGUCCCCACAAGGCAGAGGGAAGCAGCAGCAUGGCUGUGGCUGCCAGCUGGGGGAUGUGAAUUUGGUUCCAUCUUCUGGGUCUUCCCAGUGCUGCUUCAGGGCUGUAACUAGUAAAUUUCUGCAUCCACUCCAAAGUACACCUGUCAAGAGGCUCAGAGGAGCCUUAUGUGUGCAAGAGCCUGAGCUUUCAGGAAGUCCGAAUUAUGAACUUCAAUGUUUGAUAGAAUUUUUUUGCAGAAGGUAGAGUCUAGGACAGUACUAUCCAGUAGAACUUUCUUUGAUGAUAGAAAUGUUUUGCAUCUGUACCAUUCAGUGUGGCAACCACUAGCCACACGUUGCUAUUGAGCACUUGAAAUAAGGCUAAUGUGACUACAGAACUGAAUUUUAAAUUUUAUUUCAUUUUAAUUAACUUAAAUUUAUUUAUUUAUUUAUUUAUUUAUUUAUUCAUUCAUGAGAGAGGGAGAGAGAAGAUGUGUGUAAGUUGGGGAAGGGCAGAGGGAGCGAGAGAAUCUCAAGCAGGCUCUAUACCCAGCGCAGAGCCUGACGUGGGGCUCGACCUCAUGACCCUGAGACUAUGACCUGAACUGAAAUCAAGAGUUGGAUGCUUAACUGACUGAGCCCCCCCCAAAGUGCCCCAUCAGUUAAUUUAGACAUCACAAUUCUAGUAAGUCUCUUGCAUGUGGAGAAAACACAGAAGAAGUAUGUUUAUAAGCCAUUGGAUGGGUCUACAGAUGCUAUGCAUGUGGAAGGGCUCCCACCAGGAAUAAGCAUGGAGGUCCUCUUCCAUUCUCCUGUGGACUUUCUUUGAUAAAAACAAAGCAUGAGGUGAAAAGCAGGCUGUGCAUUUGUUUAUUUCAGACUCUUCCCCAAAAGGUAUCUGAGGUAGCCAAGGGGUUGUGUUCAUUUAAGCAGGGCUACGGUCCUCUAAAGGUUUGCAAGUCAUAGGUGUUAUGCAGGAAUAGACAUGCAUCACAGGAUUUGCCCUGGACUACAGUCAUUCUGACUUUAUGUCAGAAUGUUGUGAAGAAUACAUCCUCUGGUGCUAGAAGUCUAGUUGAUUUUACAGAGAUCAGAAGAGAAGUACCUAGGGUGUGUUGUGGACUGGAAGGGGUGGGGGCACCCGGUUAAGUGCUAAGUGUUGCUACUGAGCUUUAUGGCAUUUGAUAAGCCACUUAACCUCCUGAUCUUCAUUAUAAAUGUUUCCUUAUUUGUAAAAUGGUGAUAAUAAUAUCUACUUCUUAAGGCUCUUGGGAAGAUGAACAAAAUGUGGUUGAGUCUUUGUAAGCUAUAAAAUGCAGAAUUAAUGUUAUCAUUAUUGUGCCUGGCACUGCUUAUGAUGCCACAGAGGUCCCCGAGGGGGCAUCAGACCUUGUUGGGAGCAACCAGGGUAUCUCGAAUUAUCAAACUCUUAAAAACUGGGACGUAAGGAAUGCUAAGAGUUGCAGAUAUAUCUGUGGGAUCUGCAAGUUCUCUGUAAGUAUUUUAAAAUUUUGUGUUUGAAGUGAGACAAACUUUUAAAAAGUCAAACAUAUCUUGGAUAAUGAUGACUUUUGAAAACAAGGUAUUGUUGUUGCCUUCAGUUUCCAUAUUUGUGUUUACAGUUAAGUUGAUUUCAAGACAUGGAAGCUUAACUCAUAAAUGAUCCAUUUACUCCAGGAGGGUGGACUGGUGGGAGAUUUUGCAGUAGUUGAAAUAGUAGGAAAAUGGUGGGAAAGCUGUUUUCAUUCUGUGUGCAGUAUGGAUGCCACCCGCAGAGGGACAUGGGACAGAGCAGGCAGUCCACCUCACUUUGUGAGCGGCAAAACAUCACCCAGUAUAUUAAAUUCAUAGCUAUUUUAAAUUAUUAAAAUUAAUAAUCCAUCAAGAUGCUGCUACGGUUCACAAAACUCAUGUAAGGGCAAACCAGGCAUCAUGAAAUAUUUUCUUUUUCUUUAUUUUCUAUUGCCUA